AUGUCGGCAUUCACGCUGUCUCAUAGGGAGCGUUACCCGCUCACGUCCCAAAUUAUCGAGGAGAACAAGAUUCCCGAGUUCGAUAAUUUGUAUCUUGAUUUCAACGGCAUUAUUCAUUCAUGCUCACAUCCGAACGACGAUGACGCGCAUUUCCGACUAUCAGAGGAGCAGAUAUUUACGUCUAUAUUCGCCUAUGUGGAUCAUCUUUUCGGGAAGAUAAAACCCAAAAAACUCUUCUUCAUGGCUGUGGAUGGUGUUGCGCCUCGCGCAAAGAUGAAUCAACAGCGGAGUCGGCGAUUCAGGACUGCGAAGGAGGCCAAGGAGGUCAGGGAGAAGGCGUUGAGCAAGGGAGAGAAACUCCCAGACGAGAAGGCGUUCGAUAGCAAUUGUAUCACUCCGGGGACGAUGUUCAUGGCGAAGCUCUCCGAGCAACUCCGCUAUUUUGUGAACAAAAAGAUUAGUGAGGAUUCGAAUUGGCGGGAUAUCCAGGUCGUAUUGUCUGGACACGAAGUGCCUGGUGAAGGGGAGCACAAGAUUAUGGAGUACAUCCGGUUGUCCAAGGCGCAACCGGAAUACAACCCCAACGUGCGGCAUUGCUUGUAUGGGCUGGAUGCGGACUUGAUCAUGUUGGGUGGGUACUUGAACGACAGCGGUUUGAUCGAUACCAAGAGGCUACAAGUCAUCCUGGACGAGAUGGCUCAAUGGGAGCAAGAGGUUUUCGAGAAGGAGUAUGCGGAUUUGAAUUGGUACAAAGGGAAACAAUCCAAGAAUGCCAAGGAGUUGGAGCAUACGCGAAACAAGUCGAAGCUUGUCUUGACUCCUUCACAGCGAUCUAUCUUCGAUAGUGUCAAAGCAUUCGUCUUGGAGCAUCGAGGCCUGCACUCACCAGCGCAACUACGCAAUGCCCGGCUCGACAUGCCGAAUACUUUCCCAGCGCGUGACAGGACUUUUAUCACCGACCUCGCGAAUGAUUUGCACCUGGAGCUCACGUGGGAUGAGUACGACGAAAAUGAUCAGAACCUCGUUACAUUCCGGUUCCCUGGGGCGCUGGAGCCUCCACUGCCUACCGAUGACGCGGGAGACGAGAAUGACGAAGAGUGGGAAAGUGAGGAGGAUGAAGAGGCGACGGAAGCCGUUGACAGGGUGUUGAAGAAGUAUGCGAAAGCGAAGGUCUCGAACGACGAGGAGGAUGGUGAUUUUGAUACCCGACACGAUCGAUCGGUCAAGGCGAAAAUGGACGAGUGGAAGAAGGGAUAUUACGUGGCAAGUAGCAAGUUGGAAAUAGACUUCCAUGAUCCUGAGCAGAUCGGGGCACUCGUGCAUCGCUACGUAGAGGGCCUACACGGUGUCGCAUCGUGGAGUUGGUUCUAUGACUACCACUACGCACCUCGAGUGUCUGAUUUGAAGGGUGUCGAUAAAAUGUCGUUCACCUUUGAACUCGGCAAGCCAUUCCGACCUUUCGAACAGCUGAUGGGUGUCUUACCCGAGGCAAGCAAGGAGCUUAUCCCGACGGCAUUUCAAGAUUUGAUGUCCAACUCUGAGUCUCCGAUCUUGGAUUUCUACCCACAAGAGUUUGAGCAAGAUUUGAACGGCAAGAAGCAGGAGUGGGAAGCAGUGGUGAAAAUUCCUUUCAUUGACCAGGAGCGACUGCUUCGCGCGAUGGCCUCACGAGAGCACCGUUUGACAAGAGAGGAGCAGCAACGAAACAGCUACGGAACAAGCUACCAGUUCAAACAUAAUCCAGGCGAGCCGGUUACCUAUCCCUCGUCUCUUCCAGGCUUCUUUCCUCCGAUUUACCGCUGUACAUGCAUCAUGGAACCCUUCGAUUUGCCGACUCUCGACGGCCUGCAUCUUGUACAAGGUUUGUGUGAUGGCGUCUUCCUCGGCACGGAAGCCUUGGCCGGAUUUCCUUCUCUCAAAACCCUCCCUCACACUGCCAUGCUUGGCCAUCACGGCGUGAAUGUGCACGGGUCAGAAAGCCGCAAUAAAUCUAUGGUCAUCCAUAUUGAGAACACGUUCGAGGGUAAGAAGUCCGAGGACAUCGCGCGCGAGCUCAUUGGCAAAAAGACGUUCAUCGGAUGGCCGUUUUUGCAAGAGGGGAUGGUGGCUGCAGUGUCGAAUUCCUUGUUCAAGUAUGAAAAGAUGUCCAUCGUGCAGGGAGGUCCGCAAAAGGUGGUGGGAAAUCCGCACUCGCAGCAGGGAUUAGCUAUGUGGAAGAGCAAGGCCGAGAGGAUCACAUAUGUCUACUCUAAGAAGUGCGGCGUAAUCCCCGGCGAUAUUGAUAUCUUGUUGCAUGUCCGCCCCCUCAAAGGUCUCAAGCGCUUGGAGAGUGGAGCCUUGGUCAAGGACUAUGAAGACUAUAGGAAAGAGGUCGAACAGGCUGUGCAGCUGACUGUCUCUGACGUUGUCUCCGAGGACCCUCGUUUCUUAGAGAGAAAGGCACCACCUCUGUCCGAGGAGUUCCCAGAGAAGAGCAAGAUCUUCUUCCUCGGAGAGCACGCGUACGGUGUCGCAGCCCAGGUAUCUGCCACCACGGAAGACGCAUUGUCUGUCAUCCUCGUUUUCUCCCCAACCGACAAAACGGAAAACGAGAAAUUCAAAGAGGUCGUGACAAAUCGUUCCCACAUGCCUUACUAUCCGUCUUUCCAGGUCGCAGAGAAGAUUGGGGUCUCGGGUCGUGCAUUGUCUCGAAUCACAUCGAGCUUCAUGGUCCUCACUUCGGACAAUCAGAAGGUGAACCUCGGACUGAGUUUGAAGUUUGAGGGUAAAGGUAUGAAAGUGCUUGAUUACUCGCGGAAGAGUGGCGGGGGCGGGGGCGGACACUGGAAAGACCGUAAAGUUUGGGAGUUUAGUGACAAGGCUGUGGAUUUGCUCCAGGAGUACAAGGCAAAAUUCCCGGAAGUCUUCUUAGGUCUCGAUCGCAAUGGUGAUGACAUGGUCAAGGCGGAGAAAAUGUUUUCGAAAGAAGCUGAUCCAGAUGCUCGGGCCAAAUCGGUCAGGACGUGGCUGGCAUCGAAGGGUGUGCGUGACUUUGAACCUGUUUCUUUGGAUUGCGACCAGCUUGGAAAGUCGACGGUGGAAGAGAUUGAGAAACUUGCGAAUACAUUCAACCAAAACCGGUCCGCGACUUUCAAGAAGGCCAUCGUGAAAGGCAUCCCUCGGCAGGCCGUUCUCAAACCUGCACACGCCGUAUACCGCCUCCAAAACCAACACUUUGCUAUCGGGGACAGAGUGACGAUGGUGCAAGAUUCCGGCGGUGUCCCGCUCGCCGUUAAAGGCGUCGUGAUCGGGCUGAACGAAAAGAACAUGGACGUCGUUUGGGAUCACCCCUUCAUGUCAGGCACGACGCUGAGCAACCGGUGCACGCAGUACCGAGGCUCCACUGUGGAAUUCAAUACAUGCUUGAAUCUGACGAACCCCCAAUUCAUCACGUCUGUCAAUCCCAAAGCGCCACCGCCUGCAGACGUCCACUCAUCGUUCGCUCCGCGACCUGGGCCGCAUUCUGUUCCGCGUCCAGCACCCGGCCAGCAGAGCAACGGCGGCUUCCGGCCCCCUGCUCUUCAGACUGAGCACCCUGUCCAUAUCAUGACGAACCCCAACCGGGGGCGCGGUCCCGCCGCAGGUCCCGCCGCGCGGCACCGCCAACGGAAUGCACCCGAGAGGCGGCUAUGUCCCGAGAGGCGGCUUUUUCAGAGGACGUGGGGGCUUUGCUCCAAUGUCGAGAGUUUCGAGCCCUCUGGCGAGCCAAUGUCUUCAAGCUGGAUACACUCGCACCUGACGUUACGCGCGAGACCGAGGGAUUUGUCAAUCUCUCCAUGAGGGCAAGCUUGUUGCAGAUACUGUCCGACAUUGCUAUGACUUGUGAGCCUGGGUUGAUGAUGGACUCAACAAGUUGCUGGUGGUUGACAAGGGGUAUGAUUGACCUUAAAGCAGGGGAUUCUUUAGUGACAACGAGUGGUUGGGGAAUCUGA
Molecule: messenger RNA, 3971 nt
Organism: Heterobasidion irregulare TC 32-1
Lineage: Eukaryota; Fungi; Basidiomycota; Agaricomycetes; Russulales; Bondarzewiaceae
Exons: 21
Coding region: 1-3819 (1272 amino acids)
Biological process (GO): rRNA catabolic process; nuclear-transcribed mRNA catabolic process
Cellular component (GO): nucleus
Molecular function (GO): RNA binding; 5'-3' RNA exonuclease activity
Source: RefSeq, a predicted model, not a curated record